UAUGUUCUUUUUCUAUCAAAGGGGUAGAAAAACAAACAAUUCAACUUGCAAUGCCACAUGACAAUUUGACAUGUUUGUGGUGGUAGUUUCUUCCACACGUCCACUGACUCGCAGUUAGCAGCUAGCAGCGACACACUGACCCUCCUCCACUUCAGUUUUAUUGUUUGUGUGGUGGGUAAUAACUUAAUAAAAGUUAUGGCCUUAGCUUUGUCAUCUUCAUUGAAACCACUGUGCUCCUUUUCCUCCUCCGCCACCACUUCACCAUCUUCAACCCAGCAAGACUCCUUCAGCUACCGUCCUGCUGUUAUUCUUCCAGGCUUAGGGAACAAUUCAAGUGACUACCUUAAGUUAGAGGCCACUUUGAAAGAGAACUAUGGUGUCCCCACCGUUAUUGCUAAGGUUUCAAGGCUUGAUUGGCUUAGAAAUGCUGCUGGUUUGGUGGACCCCAAUUACUGGCGUGGCACUCUCCGUCCUCGCCCUGUUCUUGAUUGGUAUUUGAAGAGGGUAGAUGAGGCUGUUCAAGAGGCUAAGGAACUAGCUCAAGGGGGUACUUUAUCCUUGAUUGGACACUCAGCUGGAGGAUGGCUUGCACGUGUUUACUUGGAAGAAUUUGGACUGUCCCACAUCUCCUUGUUAUUGACUCUUGGAACCCCCCACCUGCCACCUCCAAAAGGUCUGUCAGGGGUUAUUGAUCAAACAAGGGGUCUCCUGUAUUAUGUUGAAAAACAUUGCUCAAAAGCUGUGUAUACUCCUCAUCUGAAAUAUGUAUGUAUUGCUGGGAGGUAUAUCCAAGGGGCUCAGCUCUUUCGCAAUUCAACUGUAAAAGUUGAGUCCACAGCUCCUGUUGGCAGUGCCCAAUCAAUUUCUGAGGAUGCUAUCAUGAAUGAUUUGAGCACUUCAACAUCAAAUACAGCAACUUUACGCGCUCGCUUUGUUGGCCAAGGGUAUAAGCAGGUUUGUGGACAGGCCGAUGUAUGGGGUGAUGGGGUUGUGCCAGAAGUAUCAGCCCAUCUAGAGGGUGCUCUUAACAUUAGCUUGGAUGGAGUUUACCACUCGCCAGUUGGUUCAGAUGAUGUGUUGAGACCAUGGUAUGGUUCUCCUGCUGUUGUAGAGAAAUGGAUACACCACCUCCUCAGUUAAUGGAUGUGGAAUAUCAAUUCAUUAUGUAAUACUAUUAGUUAACCGAGCAAAUCAAACAAUAUUCUUUUGACGUUCAGAGAAUCUAUCACGUAUUCCAUUCAUCAUAAA
Messenger RNA from Quercus robur (English oak), 1248 nucleotides. RefSeq lists its product as uncharacterized. The record is from RefSeq and is a predicted model, not a curated record. Gene Ontology annotation, molecular function: hydrolase activity, acting on ester bonds. Gene Ontology annotation, cellular component: chloroplast. NCBI's taxonomy places the organism in Eukaryota, Viridiplantae, Streptophyta, Magnoliopsida, Fagales, Fagaceae. The coding region runs from base 196 to 1140 and encodes 314 amino acids. The transcript is spliced from 7 exons.